Molecule: messenger RNA, 1407 nt
Organism: Ilyonectria robusta
Lineage: Eukaryota; Fungi; Ascomycota; Sordariomycetes; Hypocreales; Nectriaceae
Exons: 1
Coding region: 70-1317 (415 amino acids)
Source: RefSeq, a predicted model, not a curated record
CAAACUAUCUCAAUUUUAUUCCAACUCACAGGAGUCUUAACCUACCAUAAUAACCACCCCCAGUGAACGAUGGAAGGUACAUCUUUUCGGCUAUUUCGAGAUCUUCCUCCUGAAAUACAGGACGCCAUUUGGGAUGCCGCUGUUCGUCCAGCUACCAAAAGCCAUGUUCACUCGUUCAUCAUCGCUGAUCAUCACUGCCAAACUUUCGAUUCGGUUUCCGUUCCGGGGUUCUUCCUCCGAUUCGGAGCCUACGGGAAAGUGAACGGGGGCUUCAAACUCGCCGUCCCACACGAUGAUCCAAAUAGCGGCCCAAAUAGCUCCGUGUAUCUCUCGGAUAGCGGGCUUUGGAUGGCGUGCAAACAGUCUCGAGCUGCGAUGAACCGACGUUUUCCGAUGAAUGAGUGGUGGUCAGAGAUUCCCGGCAAAGGCCAGCCAGAGCGGAAGGCCCGAGCAGGAGAAUGCUUUGGCCAACAAAAUGUUGCCCACACCACUUCUUACAUCGACUCAAAUGCCCAGGUGCGGCACAUCACCAUCCAACCCGUCGAAGAUCUGUUCUACUUCAGCCCUCUCCAACUAGACUCGAUUAAUUGGUUUCAUCACUACGCAUUCAACGAUGUGCCGCUUAUUGAUUACCGAGGCUACAAUACCGCAUCGCCGGCGUCGAGUUUCCUGGGACUGCAUGUGGCGUUGGACUAUGAUCCGCUGAUGUUGGAGACGCUGGCUGGGCGGACGGUAAACUGCCCUCAUCGGCGUGUUACAUUCUCCACGACGUCCAUAGUUGACAUGGUGGAUGUGUUCCAUGAAUCAGCGGCACGGACAAUAUGGUUCAUCGACCACCGACUUAGACGCCUAGAGGGAACAUUAGAAAAUGAUGCAAAGACCGACGCUCAUUCUAGAAUGGGUUUGCUAACGGCCUCUGCUUCUAUUUCUCUCGGCGAUACGCAAGAUGGGCGGCGAGUCUUCUAUUCCAACGAUUGCGUGUUCACCGAAGUUCAGAGAGAGGACCACCUUUCCGAGUGGUUCAUGGGCGAGGAAAAUGGCCAUGGUACUGUCUUUGCAUUCUUUGACCUUCUUCAUCAAGUUGCCGGUGGCCGGCUAGAGGUUGAAGGCUCUGCUAGAAUGAAAGUCCUAGCAUGUGAGGUAGCACCAGGUGCGGCCCCGAGGCCUGCGACGGCGAGAACGGGGAGCGUUGUGUGUGUGGCUUGUGCUGAGGAAAAGCAAGAGACGUUGUUUCGCAAAACGGACCGUUUGAGAGAUGCUGAAUCAGACGAUGAUGGGUUCAGUUUGGAGGACUUUGCUCAUUUAAAUCUGCUAUAAUUUUCGAAGAUAAGCCGUUGCUGCGCUUUUCGUCUUUUGAGACGAGAAUGGAUCGCUGAAAACAAUAGGACUGAGUUAACGCAUUAUCUG